Messenger RNA from Ochlerotatus camptorhynchus, 2003 nucleotides. RefSeq names its product Protein spindle-F (gene spn-F). Lineage: Eukaryota; Metazoa; Arthropoda; Insecta; Diptera; Culicidae. The transcript is spliced from 2 exons. The record is from RefSeq and is a predicted model, not a curated record. The coding region runs from base 229 to 1368 and encodes 379 amino acids.
CUUCGAUAAAAGCAACCAGCAAAAGUAAAGUGAAUUUUAAUAACCAGACAGAAAAAAAAAAAACUAGAAAGUGACGUGUUUUUUUUUCGUUCCCGUGUUGUUCCUGGACGACACAACACAAACAGUGCUAUCGAUGGCUAAAUAGUGCAAUCCUACGCCUAAAUAAAUUCCAUCCACCCGCUAAAGUGAGCCAGAGUCGAGCUCUCUGGCCGUGUAAAUCCCUCCACAAUGACAACCCCGGAAAAAGAUAACUGUUCCUCCUCGUCAUCCUCGCAUUACGCUCUGCACGUAGCGCUGCAGACGAUGAAGGAGCGCUGUCAGAAUCUGCAGAAACGCUUGAGUGCACUGGAGGAGGAAAACCUUGGACUCAGGAUGGCUCAUCCGAAUAUGUCCUCGUCGGACGCGACACACGAACGGAGGGUCUCCAAUCAGACUGAGCUGGAGGUCCUGCGGGAGAAAGUGUCCGAACUGUCGCGCCAGAAGAUCCAACUGACGGAUCACAUCUCGAUGGUGGCCGCGGAGAAUAGGCAACUGUGGAGCAGGCUGUCCAAGUUGACCAAGGACAAUCAAGCGCUCGGGGGAUCGGUUGCACGGAUGAAGGAAUCGACUGUAGGGGGUUCGCAAAACUUGAUCCGAUCUAAAACCUUCACCAAGAAUGCACCCAAUCCGAUGCUUCGGGACAGACUACCCCGGGAAGGUAGCGAAGGAUCGUCCUCUUCGGAGGAUAUCAAUAUGGAACUGGAAGAUGUAUCGCUGCUCAACAAGUGCGGAUUCAUUGACAGUGGAACUGGAGCGGAGAUGGGCUUUCUGCAGCAAGAUGGGGAGGAGCUGUUGAUGUUUGAUCUGGAGAACAAUCCGGACGCCAAACGGUGCACCGAAGGGUUACUGGAAAUUCAAAAGGAGUUGCUGAGGCAGCAGACCAUACUGAAGCUCGCUGCUGGGAAAUUGCAGACUAAGCAAGAAACAUGUCAAGCAUGCAAAAACAAGAAGACUGAUGCCAAACCCCAGAUGGUGGACAAAACUGUGGAAGUUGGUAAUGACCUUCCCGAGCAAGGUCAGUUGGCGCAAUCCACCGAGGAUCUUCCCUUGCCGGAGAUUCCAAAGGUCCCGACCGUUUCGAAGAAUGGAACCGCGGCACCGACGGAAACGGAAGCCAGUACUCUAAAAUACAUCAACAUCCUGCAGGAGAAGGUCAAAGCGGACACGCAGGACAAAAUGUGUCCCAUGUGCGGUAAGAUCUACGUGAAGAACAUUCCCUUCGAUGAAUUUCAGGAGCACGUGGAGGGACAUUUCAUCGACGACAACGAGAUGGAUCUUAGUCUGGAUCGGACGUACGAGUACAUCUCCCAGACGGUCGGUAACUUUUGACCGGACGCCGAGCGGCGGAUUUACUUUUUUAGCGAAUUGUAGCAAUGUACCUAAAACGGACGUGUGACGCUGGAAGCAGGACAUGGAAGCCAUGACAAGGAUAGCAGUAAAAUCACCAGGAAGUAGGCUCUUAUUUGAAUGGGUUGGAUUAAAUUGCGAUUGCGUUUGUGAUUGGUUUGGAAUGACGUCGGUUCUGAAUUGUGUAAGUAUUGUUGAGUGUUCUUCGUUUAGUAAAUAGUGAUCAAACAAAAAUAUGCCAACUGCGUAUUAAAUGUCAGUUGCGCCAAGUUUUUAUCAUCAGAAUUAUGCAAAUCUGGCAUUCAGAAUCAUAAGAACUUAACUGCAAUGAUCGAUUUUCUCAUUGAAUAAAUUGAAUAAAAACAUUUUCCGAAGUUCGAGCAAUACAGCAAACGCCCCGAAAAUGUAAAUCCAGUCGAGGUAUUACCCAAAAAGAGAAAAUCGAUGAUGAGAAUCAAUCAUUGUAGUUAGGCCAUUAUGACUCUGAACGCUAGAAAUAUUUACUCCCGUAUCUUACGUGCACUCGUUGGUGCGCAUCGCUUUUGGGCAAUUGGUGAUGAGGAAAUUGCUUUCCAUGUAGCCUUAGGUUCUGAGCGAUUGUAAUAAACUUUUGACUU